CGUUGGGUUAUCUCCUCCGGGCAACGUGAUUUGGGUGAAAGCGCGUAGUUGGAGGAUUACCUAUAACAUACUUGGAGUUGAGAUGACAUUGUUGUGGAUGAUGUGCAUGAUUAGAGACUUGAGAGCGCCCAUUAGAAGAUACUAUAUAUAGCAAGACUUACGUUAUGAAUUUAUUUUUAAGAAUAUGCUUUAGACCACCUUUGUUACCCUUACUUCACACUCGUUAAUUUUUACUAAGUACCUUGUUUUGUUUGCCUGUGCACUUAGCCAUGUUUUUGCUAAGUGUGACGGUAACACUCUAAAUUUCCGUUGUUAAAGACUUCCGCUGAAAUUAUUCUAAUAAAGCUGUCAUUUUAAAAUAAAAAUCCAAGUUAUUUGGGUGGGAAAUUUUGGGGUGUUACAUUAAUUUUCCUGGUACCCCUUACACUUGGAUUGGGAAAAGGAUGCAUGGGCUUGUUCAAAAAAAGCUGGAUAAGGUCAUGGCUUCUACUGAAUUUCAUGACCUUAACUCAAACUUAAACCUUAAAAAAAUUAUCAUAAUCCCUUGCUUUUGGUAGAAAACAAAAAUGCUAUUUCUGGACCAAAGAACUAUAAGUUUCAGCAUAUGUGGAUCAAUCACCAAACAUUCCUUGAAACUGUCAAGGCUUCCUGGGACAAAACAAGUGAUGGAUAUGGCAUGUGGAAGUUUUCUGCUAAACUAAAACGCUUAAAAACUGACUUAAAGGAUUGGAAUCAAAACAUUUUUGGAAAUAUUUUCAACAAAUUGUCUGAAGCUGAAACUGAAAUAGCAAUUCUGGAAAAACAGCUCUCUGAUUCCCUGUCUGAGAAUGACCACCUCCUUCUCAAAGAGGCCUAGGCUAAAUACAUUCAAUACUCAGCCCAUUUAAACACCUACUAUCGGCAAAAGGCUAAAAUUAAUUGGCUAAAAGAGGGAUAUGCAAAUGCAAAAUAUUUUCAUCUCUCGUUAAAGGCCAAACACAAAAAGCUUAAUAUCUCUAGAAUUAUGCUUGAUAGUGGCACUUGGAUUGAUAGUGAUGAGGAUAUUUGUAAUUCUGCUGUUGCCUAGUAAUCUAAUUUGCUCAAUGCUGAUGAUGAAACAAACUCCUAGACCCGAGAUGUUACCUCCAGAGUAUUACCAAGAUUAUCUCCGGGGAAGAUAACCUCAACUUAAUGAGGUCUAUUUCUAAAGAUGAGCUCAAAGAAGCUGUCUUUAGCCUCGAGGAAAACAAUGCCCCUGGAAUUGACGGUUUUGAUGGUGUUUUUACCAAUGUUGUGCGUGAGUUUUUCUGUGGGGUCCCCAUCCCUAAAAGCAUUGGUCAUACUUUAAUUGCCCUCAUACCCAAAGAACGAAAUGCCUACAAGUUUUCCAAAUUUAGACCUAUAAGUCUUAGUAAUUUGAUAAACAAGAUCUUUACUAAAAUCCUCACUAAUAGGAUGACCUAUCUGCUUCCUAAAAUCAUCUCUGAGGAACAAUCUGCUUUUCAAAAAGGCAAAGAGAUCUCGGAUAGUUUUCUUGUCCUUAGGGAAUUGGUUAAUUACAUUAAUAAAAAGACACGCGGGCAUAAUAUCAUUUUUAAAUUUGACAUGACUAAAGCCUUCGACCGCAUCUCUUGGUCUUUUAUUAAUCAUGUUCUCUUAAGCUUUGGGUUUCAUCCUGCUUUUAUUAAGCUCAAUACUAAUAACUUGCAAGCCACUUAGUGCUCUGUCCUGAUUAAUUGCGCUCCUAAAGGCUUUUUCAAGGCCUCUAGGGAGGUUAAACAGGGUGAUCCCCUUUCCCCUAUUUUAUUUAUUACUGUGACUGAAAUUCUUGCUAGGAAUCUUAAGCUGCUAUACUCUUCUUCCGGGAAAGGUAUGCCUUUUUAUACUCUCUGUGAUAUGUCUUGUAUUUCUCACCUUUCCUUUGCUGAUGAUUUGGUGGUUUUUUCCAACGUGGAAAAAAACACUAAUGGCCCUGCAUAAGACUAUAACGGAGUACGAAAAGUACUCCGGCCAGCUUAUUAAUAAGCAAAAAAGUUUUUAUCUUAUUUCUAAGCAUGAUGUUCAUAAUAGCAACGUCGUGAACCAUAUUUUCCAAAUCACCAAGGGUUAUUUCCCUUUUACCUAUUUGGGAGCCAACAUACACACUGGUCGUACCCUUAAUGCACACUUUGACCACAUCCUGACCAAUUUCGAUAAUAAACUUGCGGGUUGGAAGCACAGGAUCCUCUCGUCUGGGGGGAGGAUGAUCUUGAUUAAUCAUGUUCUUAAUUCUCUACCCCUUUAUCAUAUGACUGUUUCCCCUAUCACUACUGUUGUGCGCAAUAUGGAACGUAAACUAGCUAAUUUCCUUUGGGACAAUAAAAUUGAUCAUAAGAGGCCCAUUUGGCGAAAGUGGGCCAGAAUUUGCUACCCUGAUUCUGAAAACGGGCUUGGUUUUAGGAGCCUCAUCCAUAUUCAGAGAACUUUUUUUAUGAAAAUUUUAUGGAAGCGUAAUAACGGUAAAGGGAUUUGGGCUAGCUGGGUUAACUUUAUUAAAGAUACUACUCGCUCUAUCAUGAAUAAUUCUCUUGCUUUUGUUCGGCAAACUUUUGAUAAUAAUUGUUGUAUACAGGUUAACAAUGGUAAUAGUUCCUUUUGGUACUCUAAUUGGAGCAAUCUUGGCCCGCUUUAUUACUACUGGGGGGAUAUCCCGCUCACUGACCCUAAUUUGGCCAUCAAGGAGGCUAUGCCUGGUAUUGCUGGUCUCUCGAUCCAACAUUGGAAAUAUUGGCCAAAGAUUCACAAAAUCAGGAAAAAACUCAGGAUCAACACUUGGACGAUCAGCCUCACUCAUCCUAAAGUUAAUGGAGAAGCAGUGUUCUUUGCUUAUCAUAGUAUGUCAAUCAAAACCAAUAGUCAUCAUUUCAACCAAUUUGUUGGUAUUCUUAAGUUCGAUGUUGUUAGUUUCCCUUAUGUUCUGUAAUCUUUUUCUCUCCAGAGUAGGCUUUGGUUCGGCCCUCCUACUCGUGUAACUUUUUACUAUUACAAUAAAUAAAUAGGUGAGGUGUUUCCUGGCCCUCACCCCAAAAACUCUCGAGUUUUUGGUUCAAACCGAAAAA
Messenger RNA from Cuscuta europaea, 3077 nucleotides. NCBI's taxonomy places the organism in Eukaryota, Viridiplantae, Streptophyta, Magnoliopsida, Solanales, Convolvulaceae. The record is from the annotation of a GenBank genome assembly.